AGAAGCAUGAUGACCGAUGAGACUGAGUGAAAAAUGCAUUGCAGUGAAAAUGUUACGCAGAAAGCAGACGUAAACCCAGCUCAGAUCAAAUUGAGUCACAAAAAAUGGAAAGCUCUUCACAAGAAAGCGAAGAGGAAGCUGAAAAGACAGGAAGAAGCCAGAAAACGCCAACAGGAAAUAGACAAAGAGGAAAAACAAAGAGAAAGCUCAGCAUCUUAUCAGAAAAUGUUGAAAGAAAAAGAAGAGUAUGAGUUGUUACAAGAGCAGCGUGAUGAGGCCGAAAGGGCAUAUCUCCAUAAGGUAUGGCUGGAGAAGGAGAGAUUAGCACAGGAGGAGUGGAGGAUCCAAAAGGAACGGGAGACUAAGGAAAAGGAAAAAAGAAUAGAAACGGAGAAAAAAAUUAAGGAGGAAUGGGAAGAAAGACAGAGAAAAGAGAAAGAGGAAGAAGAAUUGAAAGAAAAGAAGAAAGAGAAGCAGGAUGAACUCCUGAAGGAAGCCACAGCCAAUGAAAACAAG
This is a messenger RNA of Saccostrea cuccullata (small rock oyster), 516 nucleotides long. RefSeq names its product U2 small nuclear ribonucleoprotein auxiliary factor 35 kDa subunit-related protein 2-like. NCBI's taxonomy places the organism in Eukaryota, Metazoa, Mollusca, Bivalvia, Ostreida, Ostreidae. The transcript has 5 exons. The record is from RefSeq and is a predicted model, not a curated record. The annotation marks the transcript as partial.